AAGAAUGGAAGGUAGGUCCCAGUGAGAGUAAUCAAGGGAGCACCGCGUUGUCCGUGAAGAGAGUAAUUCAUUUCAGAGGUUCAGACAAGAGCGGUGUCCAGAUUCAUUCAUUCAUUCAUUCACUCACUGUUGUCCUCCAAACAUCAACGGAGCACAGGAAAACCUUGUAACUCACAAAAAUGGAAACCAAUGAUUUCGCCAUUUACACGGCGUAACACACACCACAACCACCACCACUGUUUCUCUCUCUAUUUUGCACCCGAAAACCACAAUAAGAUAGCUUCAUUCCACACCAUACCAUAGCUUUCAGAUUGAGACACAAAACGCCCAUCUUUCUUCCUGUAAUCCAUGAAAUGCGAUUAAUAUCUUAAGAUUGAUCCAUAGAGGAGACACGGGGAAUUGUUACAAUGUCAACUCUGAGCAAUGCAACAAAUAUAUUUUGGCAAGAAUGUCAAAUAGGAAAUCCUGAAAGGCAGAAGCUACUUAACCAAAAGGGAUGCGUUGUAUGGAUUACUGGACUUAGCGGAUCAGGAAAAAGCACAUUAGCAUGCUCACUAAGCAGAGAACUGCACUCAAGGGGAAAGUUAUCUUAUGUCCUUGAUGGAGAUAACCUCCGACAUGGACUGAACAAGGAUCUUGGUUUUAAACCUGAGGACCGCACUGAAAAUAUUCGCAGAACUGGAGAGGUGGCAAAACUAUUUGCCGAUGCUGGUCUAAUAUGUGUCGCCAGUCUGAUUUCUCCCUAUAGAAGAGAUCGGGACGUUUGCCGUGCCAUGUUGUCUGAUGCCAAUUUUAUUGAGGUAUUCAUGAACAUGCCUCUGGAAUUGUGUGAGGCACGAGAUCCGAAAGGCCUCUAUAAGCUUGCUCGUGCUGGAAAGAUCAAAGGUUUUACUGGCAUUGAUGAUCCUUAUGAACCACCGUUAAACUGUGAGAUAGAAAUAAAGCAGGAAGGUGGAGUUUGUCCAACACCCAAUGUGAUGGCUGGCCAAGUAGCUUGUUACUUGGAGGAAAAAGGAUUUCUUGAAUGUUAGGAAAUUGGUAGUUAUAUCUAUUGGCUGAUAAUUUGUAAUGUCAGUAUGCUCUAAUUAUAAUGUUUUUCUUAUUGAAGUUGAAAUCCUAGGAAGUGCUGCGGCGGGUAUGACACGGUGCCACGGUGGUGAGGGGAUAAGGGGACUUGUAAAAUUCAUCAACUAUACAUAAUAUUUAAUUGGAUAAAUAUUUUCUUUUCAAAUUUCAUUCUAUAGGGUGUGGAUUUCUUCGA
Molecule: messenger RNA, 1261 nt
Organism: Lotus japonicus
Lineage: Eukaryota; Viridiplantae; Streptophyta; Magnoliopsida; Fabales; Fabaceae
Product: adenylyl-sulfate kinase 3
Exons: 7
Coding region: 408-1031 (207 amino acids)
Biological process (GO): sulfate assimilation
Molecular function (GO): ATP binding; adenylylsulfate kinase activity
Source: RefSeq, a predicted model, not a curated record